Trypanosoma brucei brucei TREU927 is the source of this 372-nucleotide messenger RNA. RefSeq lists its product as hypothetical. The transcript has a single exon. NCBI's taxonomy places the organism in Eukaryota, Euglenozoa, Kinetoplastea, Trypanosomatida, Trypanosomatidae. Bases 1 to 372 code for a protein of 123 amino acids. The record is from RefSeq and is a predicted model, not a curated record.
AUGAAAGCUACUAAGGACCCAAAAGUCGGCCAGAAUCUGGUCCGCAUGGAUGGACGGCGUAAGUGCGACCCUACGGAUUUCGACACAUUGUACCUUGACAUGCUUUCUGAAAUUGCUACGGUUUCCGAACACCGUGCCUCCAUCAUUAAGAGCGCCUUCCCGUCCCUUCAUGCGUUGCUAGAGGCGAUUGACUCCGGUACCCUCGAGCGGGUGCGCGUAAGAGGAUAUGAUGAAGAAAGAAGUUGCAGCACCUUAGAUCCUUAUAUUUCGAAAGUGCUCUCCACGGAUUACACUGCGACUGGCAGUGUGGAAGGGGCGGCUUCGUUGGUCGAAGUGAGUAAAAAGUUUUUCCAACAGAGUAGUGAAAAAUAA